UCUUGUCUUUUGCUCGUCUUAUGACCUCCGGCCGGCGAUGGACAUCUGCAGGCUGCCCGUAGAGGUCAUCACUUACAUCUUGAGCUUUCUACCUAUUUCCGACAGAAAAGAGGCAUCCCUGGUUAACCGAACCUGGUAUUUUGCAGCCCAAGACUCUCUGCGACAGGAGAAUGUCCUCUACAACAUCCCAGCUUCCUCCGCUUCCCUCGGCACCAUCCGGGCCUUGGCCGAAAGGCACGUGUGCGACAUCAAGAUGGCAAACCUGGACAGCUCUACCACUUCCCGGGAUGUCAUCCAAUACGUUGCCAAGUACCUGGGGCCCCACCUGCGCAGCCUCUGCCUGAACGGCAGCUGCCUGACCGAAGCCAGCUUCGAGGAGCUCCUCCUGGCUUGUCCCAGCCUCGUGGCCCUGGACCUGAGCGGUUGCAACAGCAUCUUCAUGUCUGGCACCCUGCUCUCCAAAAAAGAGACAUUAUCGCAAGCCCGAGAAACUCUGGCCAAUUUGCGGGAGCUGAACCUGGCCAGCGUGCGGUACUUGUCCGAUCUCACUUUCAACCGCUUGACCAGCUGUUGUCCGCAGCUGGCCAAGCUCGUCCUGGCCCGCUGCCACCUGACCUUUGAGUUCGACAGCUACAGCGGCUCCCGCGACUACAACUCCUCGGCCCUGCUGUCUUUCCGCAACCUCCUGCACUUUCUCGGCCGGCGAGCCGCCAGCGUGAAGCACCUGGACUUGAGCGGCACCAACAUCAACGGCCAGGCGAUGAGGACCCUGGUCCAAGUGGAGAACCUGCAUCUGCAGGAAUUCAUCUUGCAGGCUUGCCAGGAUCUGACCAACGAGGCGGUCAGCACCCUGUGUCAGCACCAGCCACAUCUGACCACACUGGACCUCAGCGGCUGCUCUGAGCUUUCAGACCGGGCUGGCCUGGCCAUCCAUUCCAGGCUUCUAGACCUCCAGCACCUGCGCCUGGGGAAGCUCCCGAGAAUGACCGAUGCUGGUUUCCAGGGUGUGUCACACCUGAAGCACCUCCAGAGCUUGGAUGUGUCUGAAUGCAGCCUGGUGAGCUGCAGUGAGCUUGUGAAAGCUUUUGGCGCGGGCGCAAGACCUCCCAAGCUGAAAUCUUUGAAUGUUGCCUUUUGUUCAUUACUACGGGACAGCACAGUGCUCUCUCUGGCCGAAGCGCUAAGCAAGAACCUUCGGGUUUUGGAUCUGUCGUCUUGCGUGUCGCUUUCUAACCGGAGCAUCCAAGCCAUCGCUUCCAGCCUUUUACUCUUGACUGUCCUCCGCUUGGCCUGGUGUAAAGAACUGACCGACUGGGGCUUGUUGGGGAUCGAGGAGCCCAGAGAGGAGUGUGAAUGCGCCAAAGAGAAAGAUGCCGGGCCAAAAUUCAGCAGGAACUUUGGCAACAUGGGGUUUUUCCUCCCCCCACCCCAGGAUCUGGAGCGGGAUAAAAUGGUGGUCGUUAAUCUCAACCAACAGAAGGCCCAAGAGCAGCGCCAAACCUCUCUGAACACCUUGACCCGCCUGCAAGAGCUGGACCUGACCGCCUGCGGGAAGCUGACGGACAUGAGCAUAGCCAAGGUUAUUAGCUUCCCAGAUCUUCGCUACCUCUCCCUCAGCCUCGUGCCCAACAUCACCGACACCAGCCUCCUUGCCGUUGCGCGCAACUGCCGGAGCUUGGAGCACCUUUCGCUGAGCCACUGCACAAGCCUGACGGACAGAGGCUUCGCCGAGGCAGCCGGAUCCUUGUGCAGGUUGCAGCAUCUCGUUCUUUCUGGCUGCAACCAGCUGACGCCCAGGACCCUGAAGUCCAUUGGUCGGGAGUGCCGGUUGCUGAAGUCCUUAGAUAUCUCCAUGUGCAGCAAGAUCAGCAUGUCCGACGUUGAGCGCUUCCAAUCGCAGCUGCCCCCUCAAAGCCAGACCAGCAUCCACUCCCGGUUUGUGGGCGGAGCGGACCUUUCCAUCACCCUUUGAGGAACCCUUGGGAGUUGUGAGCCAAGGCACCUUGAUUAACCGUUCUCCAUCCCAGCGGGAAGGCAGGAAGCCCUCUGGCCUGGAUGGCCUCAGGCCCACCGGUGGAAAAUGAAUUGCACUCUUACAGCUUCGUGAGCCCCUUCAAGGAAGCAACCCACUUUCCGUGGUAGUUAGGUUCCCAAGAGUGUCUCUCCGAACUGAUUGAGCAAGGCCAGCAAUUUGGACAUUCUGGAAGGAGAAUGGGAGAUAUUGAUUUGCUCCAAGAGUUUGGAACGAGGUAAGUGCUGGGAGUGGUAUCCCAGCAGGACAAAUCUUGUUAUGCAUACCAACUUCGACCUAGCCAGGUAUGGGUACUUUUAUGUCCUUUCUAAAGGCUGUGAAUUCCCACUAUGCAGACAGGAAUAAAUACAUUCUUAGUUGCCAAUCCUUAAAGGUCCCUUUUGUCAAUUGUAGAGGAAACCUGGAUUUGCACCUGCUUUUCAAGUCUGCCCUCCUCACUGACACACCAAAGCAUCCUUCGACUGUUCGGACACAGCGAGAUGUCCCAGUGACUUCUUCUUGCAAACAGGGUGAAAAAGCAACUAUUUCCGAUAGCAUCCAUCUCAUCUCUGUGUACCUGGGGAGAUGUGUGUGUGUGUGUCUGUGUGUGAUAUAAA
This is a messenger RNA of Pseudonaja textilis, 2628 nucleotides long. RefSeq names its product F-box and leucine-rich repeat protein 13-like. The record is from RefSeq and is a predicted model, not a curated record. Gene Ontology annotation, molecular function: protein binding. NCBI's taxonomy places the organism in Eukaryota, Metazoa, Chordata, Lepidosauria, Squamata, Elapidae. Gene Ontology annotation, cellular component: SCF ubiquitin ligase complex. Gene Ontology annotation, biological process: SCF-dependent proteasomal ubiquitin-dependent protein catabolic process.